AUGGCUGGCCUAGCCCCAUCCCUCGCCCUGAGCCUAACGGCACCGUCAACUACACAUGCUAGCGCUGCAGCCGCUUCUGCCCUCACAUCCUUCCCUCCAGCUCCCUCAACCAUGGCGGGGUGGAUCGGCUGGGUGUUUACCCUUGUCUUUCACACUAUUCCAAGCCUGUUGUAUUGGAUCAUCACCUUUGCGACUAUCACGCUACCCACAUGGCUGUUCACGCUGUUCUCCAUGAGCUUGACGUUCACCAUGAAUUUCACCACCAUAUUGUUGAUAGUGCUCGUACUGGUAUCGACCGUUGCCUGGUUCAUACGAUAUCGCUUCCUCAACAUAUACAGUCGCUUGCCCCCGGAACCACAACGCAAGGAAGCGCAGAUCGAUCUCUUCCCCGACAUCCAGGAAGGUGACUCCAAGCCGGGACUGGCCAAUUACCUCGAUGAAUUCCUGAGCGCCAUCAAAGUCUUUGGCUACCUCGAGCGUCCUGUGUUCCACGAAUUGACGCGGACAAUGCAGACGAGGAAGUUGAUCGCGGGGGAAACUCUUAUGCUGGAGGAGGAAAAGGGCUUCUGCUUGGUGGUCGAUGGACUUGUUCAAAUCUUUGUGAAAUCGAUUCGCGACGGAAAGGCAGGCUCGCGGGAGAAUUUGAACAUGGAGGAUGCAUCCUCAGGCGAGGAGGAAAAUCAUUUGCAUGGCCGACAAGGCUACCAGCUCUUGACCGAAGUCAAGAAUGGCGCCUCAAUGUCGUCUCUGUUUUCCAUUCUCCAGCUGUUCACUGAAGACAUAGAGCUUCGCAAUUCGGAAAGCCAUAACUCCACUGCAUCGACACCCGUGCGAGGGCAGACACCAGUCCCUGAUGCCUUCCCCAUGAGUCCGAGCUCUGGUGUCAUCAAUAGCCCCAAUUCUACUAUCAGGGAUGCCGGGGAUUUGAAUACCCCAGCCCGCUCAGACGAGUCAUUACCACCUGUUCCCCCGCUGAAUAUAGGCGAAAGCCAUGCCCUGCCUGGCCGCCAUACUCGCACUCAAACCCCGCAGCAAGAGGGCAGUGAACACGCCCACGCCAAAAAGAAACGUCGCAAGUCGGUGCACCCUGACAUUGUGGCUCGGGCCACCGUAGACACAACAAUCGCUAUCAUCCCAGCGAGCGCAUUCCGCCGUCUUACCCGGGUUUACCCUCGGGCAACAGCGCACAUCGUCCAAGUGAUUCUUACCCGUCUCCAACGCGUCACAUUUGCUACGGCCCAUUCGUACCUAGGCCUCACCACUGAGGUGCUAGGCAUCGAGCGGCAAAUGUCUAAAUUCACGUCCUGGGAUCUGCCCAACAACCUUCGAGGGAGCGCCUUAGACCGAUUGAAGGACAAGUUCACGCGAGAACGUGACCGCCUGGGACCGGAAGAAGUUGGGAAAGGUAUUGCCCUGCACAAUCCCUAUGUCGGUCGUCGGCGGCGAUCGAGUAGUACAUUACGGAAAGAGGCAGUUUUGCAUGCAAAGGUCUCCAAUGAUCGUUCCUUGGCUCCAUUAACUCCACACAGAGCGCCCCCAUCUUACGCGGACAGGGAUCAAGCUGGUGUCAGCCCCGGCGAUCUUUUGUCGACGAUACAGCUUUCUAGGUUCGGGCCGCGGUAUGAUCAAUUGGCGCCGCGCAUCCAGACUCCUCUCACCGAAAGAGAGCAGCCUCAAUUCCUGCCUGCUACAAUGAAUGGCCGACCUACUUCAACCUUUCAGCGAAAGGAGUCUGUUGAUGAGGAUGCCCUGUUUCGCGAGUCGAUUCUUGACUGUAUCAUGAAGGGAAUAGGACUCGACGAGAGUUCCCGCGAUCCUUUGCGCAAGGGCAGUCUCUCCGGCGAUGUAUCGCCCAGACUGCUCUCUUUCGAUAAUCGUCGCCAGAAGGCAGUCUUUUCAAACGCAUUUGGCUUCAUGGAUCCAUAUGAAGGGUCUGGCGAUGGUGAAUCGGAUUCUAUGAAAUCACUGUCGGUAACAAGCGCAGGCGGAACUUCACCCAUGGUCAAUCUAAGAGAAGAGCUGCGCCAUGACAUCGAGGUGGUCUACUUCCCGCAAGGCUCGGUGCUCGUGGAACAGGGUGAGCGUCAUCCUGGUCUUUAUUAUGUUAUCGAUGGAUUCCUGGAUGUUGGAAUUCCAACCGAUGAAAAAGAUGAUACACUCAUUGGGUCUUCCCAUGGGUCCACUUCCCAAGCACAGGAAGACUUGUUCCCGAAAUUGAGACGCACAACAACAGCAUCGUCACGCGCCUCAGGUUCCACGGGCGGUACUGAUUCUCGACGAAAGACGCAAUCUCGCAAAUCCCUCUAUUUGAUCAAGCCUGGUGGUAUCCAAGGGUAUGUAGGUGCACUUGCCUCAUAUCGCUCGUACACCGAUGUCGUGGCCAAGACAGAUGUCUAUGUUGGAUUCCUUCCUCGGGCCUCUCUGGAGAGAAUUUCGGACAGACACCCAGCGGCUCUACUGACAUUGGCAAAGCGCCUAACGAGACUUCUUCCACGGCUAUUGCUUCACAUAGACUUCGCACUUGAGUGGGUUCAAGUUAGCGCGGGCCAAGUGAUCUAUCACCAAGGCGAUGAAAGUGAUGCUAUUUAUCUUGUCCUGAAUGGUCGCUUGCGGUCUGUCCUUGAAGGAUCAAACGGUAAGAUGACUGUCAUUGGCGAGCACGGUCAGGGCGAGAGUGUUGGCGAACUCGAAGUCAUGACCGAGUCCACGAGACCAUCCACAUUGCAUGCGAUCAGAGAAACAGAACUAGCCAAGUUCCCACGGUCACUUUUCAACAGCCUCGCACAGGAACACCCUGGUAUCACAAUUCAAGUUUCAAAACUUAUUGCCCAGCGCAUGCGUGACUUGGUCGAACACCCGCUAUCCGAGAAGGGCAUUGAGCAAGGAAGCACUGCUGGUGUUCAAACUGCAACCUCAACUGUUAAUCUUCGCACUGUGGCAAUCCUUCCAGUCAUGGCAGGUGUCCCUGUUGUGGAAUUCGGAAAUAGGCUUCUACACGCGUUGCACCAAGUAGGUGUGACCAGAGGUGUCACGUCGCUCAAUCAAGCGGCAAUUUUGAACCACUUGGGUCGCCACGCAUUCAGCAAGAUGGGAAAACUCAAGCUCUCGCAGUAUCUGGCCGAUCUAGAAGAGAAGUAUGGAAUGGUCUUGUACAUCGCCGAUACCAAUGUCAAUGCACCCUGGACUCAGACUUGCAUCGCGCAGGCCGACUCCAUUUUGUUGGUAGGACUCGCCGAGUCUUCGCCCAGAAUCGGUGAAUAUGAGAGGUUCCUGCUCGGGAUGAAGACCACAGCUCGCAAAGAGCUGGUUCUCUUGCACGCUGAGCGGUAUUGUUCACCUGGGCUUACCCGUGAAUGGCUCAAGAACCGUGUUUGGAUCAAUGGCGGUCACCACCAUAUCCAAAUGGCCUUCCGCUCAACCAACGAACCUGCAAAUCCACCUAGCAAGAAGUUUGGAACUGUCCUCAAGCAACGAGUCCAAAUUUUACAGGCUGAGAUCCAGAAGUAUACAUCGCGGCGGGCUCAACAAACCCCGCUUUAUUCAUCACAAACUGCGUUCAAAGGCGAUUUCCACCGACUGGCACGGCGUCUGUGCGGCAAGUCUGUGGGCCUUGUAUUGGGUGGAGGAGGAGCGCGGGGUAUCGCGCAGGUCGGUGUCAUCAAAGCACUCGAAGAAGCCGGAAUCCCGAUUGAUAUUAUUGGUGGCACAUCGAUCGGCUCUUUCAUUGGGGCUCUGUAUGCGCGUGACGCCGAUGUUGUCCCUAUGUACGGAAGAGCCAAGAAAUUCUCUGGGCGCAUGGGCAGCAUGUGGCGAUUCGCACUGGAUUUGACCUAUCCGACGGUCUCCUACACGACGGGCCAUGAGUUCAACCGCGGCAUCUUCAAAACCUUCGGCGACAGCCAAAUUGAAGACUUCUGGCUUGAGUUCUAUUGUAACACCACCAACAUUAGUCGAUCUCGAAUUGAGUAUCACUCCUCCGGCUAUGUUUGGCGUUACGUUCGAGCAUCAAUGUCUCUGGCAGGUCUUAUCCCUCCGAUUUGUGACGAGGGCAGCAUGCUGCUGGACGGUGGCUACAUCGACAACUUGACCGUGGCACAUAUGAAAAGCCUUGGAGCGGAUGUGAUCUUCGCCGUUGAUGUCGGUUCCAUUGACGAUACGACACCGCAAGGAUUUGGUGAUUCCCUCUCGGGCUUCUGGUCAGUAUUGAACCGGUGGAACCCGUUUUCCUCCCUCCCAAACCCCCCGACUCUAUCCGAAAUUCAAGCAAGGCUGGCGUAUGUCUCAUCAAUCGACAAUCUCGAGCGUGCCAAAAACACACCGGGUUGCCUCUACAUGCGACCACCUAUCGAUCCGUACGGAACUCUGGAUUUCGGCAAAUUCGACGAGAUUUAUCAGGUUGGCUAUGUCUACGGUCAAGAAGUCCUCGAACGUUUACGUAACGAAGGCUCAUUGCCAAUCCCAGAAGAGACAGAGGAAAAGCGCAAGCUGCAGCGCACAAUGGCUCCCCGAAGAGCCAGUAUCUGA
Molecule: messenger RNA, 4524 nt
Organism: Penicillium salamii
Lineage: Eukaryota; Fungi; Ascomycota; Eurotiomycetes; Eurotiales; Aspergillaceae
Source: the annotation of a GenBank genome assembly